This is a messenger RNA of Orbicella faveolata, 2770 nucleotides long. Its product is annotated as stimulated by retinoic acid gene 6 protein-like. The record is from RefSeq and is a predicted model, not a curated record. Lineage: Eukaryota; Metazoa; Cnidaria; Anthozoa; Scleractinia; Merulinidae.
CUCUCGAGCUCAUAAUCGUAUUGUUUAAUAGUGUGAACUAGGCCUUAUAGAAAAUAGAAAGUUUAUGAGAAGACUACUGCGAAUAAAGAAGGGUCUUUUAAAUCUUGUUCUAUCUGAACUGAGUUCAGAGAGUUGUGAAAUCUUGACAAACCCAUUGCGAAUGCUUAUAAAUAAACUUUUGAUAUUUUGUACGAACUUCCUUAGCUCAUCUUCGGUUUAUCUUCUUAAUUCCAGGUUGUCUUUUCAACUUGCGACACAGAUACGCUGCUGUAUUGUUUUUAAAGAAUUCGGACUGUCCCCGUUAUCACUCAUUCUACCGCGGGUACCUACUGACAUUUGCCUGAUCUUUAUUGUCGCGAGGUUUGCUGUCCUCCUCUCGCUACGAUUUCGACAAAGAUGGCUCCAAUCAGCUGAAAGUGAUUCUAAUUCAAGCUCUUUGGUAAAAGAGCCAGAUAUUAUUCAUGUGAAGCUGACAUUAGGCCAGGGAUCGCCUUACUAUUCGGAUGGAGGGAAAUGGGUUUUGAAGCUACUGUACUUCAUUUAUAGACCCAGAACAGAUUUUAAAUUCUCCACUCAGCUGAUAUCAACGGUGGUGCUCGCUGGGAUCGCCAUCUUUCAAAUGUUGUUGUUGGAAGUCAUAGUUUUAGAGAAUUUGAAAGAAGAUUUGAGCAAUAUUUUGGGAAUCAAACUUUUUCGUUUAUUGCAAGGUUGUUUUCAUGGAGCUUAUGUUUUAUCUGCCCUGAUGUCGUUAAUAACAAUGCUUCAUUUCUUGAAGUGCCACAGAGAUCACGUGCUUCAGCUUUGUCGUGGCCAACGAGGCUUUAUGCAGAAUGUUUGCCUCUCACCUGCCUCUUUUGUGGGAAGAAGCAUUUCUUUUACCGGCUAUCAAAUUGCCCAUGCUUUGUGGGGUCUCGUGGUCUGGUCGUUUCUAUUUUUCUUUCUGUUUUUUGUACCUGCAUUCUUACUUGCUUACACAGAUAGAAAAAGGCUAAUCUCGUGGGUUGCAGGAAGAUCUAUACCAUCAGCUGUUAUGGCGUUUUUCCUGUGGACGUUUCAACGUAUUUUCCUCUCCCGUUGGGUCUUUCGCGACAGAGAUUUCCCGAAUUUCACUGUCACUAUUGACAAUCGACGGCUGUUUUCUAUAAUCUCUUACGCGUUCGUUUUCCUCAACGUCAUUGUGGGUUUGUUUUCAUGCUUGUUACGUGUAAUAAAAGGAAUGAUACUGGGGCUUUUCUUCUUACCUCGCCUCGACCGAACUUGUUUAAUGCAAGGAUUUCAGAGAUGGGACAAAGGUUUUGUUGCGUACCUUGGUUUUGUCACUGUACUGGUCGCCCACAGACACCCCGUGAUGUUGGUGUUCUGUCAGCUGCUGAUAGACAGAAACAAAGUACAACAGCCAGAUAAAGAGACCGAGUCACAAAAUCCAAGCCAUGUCAAGGAAGCUAAAGGAUCUGCAGGUGUGUAACAUUCGUGCUGAAUUUCCCUUAGUUUGUAAUAAUUAAGCAAAAAAUUGAAUAGUCUCGCGAUAGAGUGUGCUUCACUUUGAUGAUGCGAAUAGUGCGGACCUGUAUGAAAUAUAAAAAGGAUGUGUGUGCUCUUCGUUCCUUUUAGGGGUUAAAAAAGUGGUUUUGGUAUGUCUUAGGGUGUUCCGCCUCAAAAAGUCCACGGUGGAAGCUUUGCGGUACCUUUUAGGGUGUUGAGCCGAAAAAAAUAUGACAGCAGAUAAUAACGCUUUUAUCGAUCGAUAAAACGCAGUUAAUGGAACAUGACACCCCUUGAGGGUUAGGCUGUUUUCGUUCGUCACGCAAUCCAGUAGGGUAAACAUGAAUGAACGUUCCCCUAUUCUUGUAGUCAGCACAAACACUUACGGUCGGUCCGUAUGGUAAAAAACUGUGACCGAGGUAUCGAAAAAAGCUGGACCGGUCACGUGCGUAUGAUUAGCCAAUCAAAUUCGAGGAUUUAGGAUUCCGGCCCGCUCAGAUGCUUGAGAAAAAAAUAAAGUAAAAUAUCUUAGCUUCUCCUAGAUUGGCCCAUAUAUUUGUUAACCCCAUUCAUUGCUAACAAGCACGCCACGUUGCGCCUAUUUAGUUCAUAGUAUAGCUGUAACUGUUAGUCGAACUAUGAGACACUGUCUUGCUAUAUAAAUUUCAAUACACUGUCAGAAGGCAUUAUCCUGGCAGCUUGGACGAGAGUACACAGUUUGUAACAAUUUAGCUGUAAAAUUUCCCACCCUCACUCCCUUGGAGAAGGGCUUUUAUUUGUUAUUUGCCAUAGACUGGGGUCACUCCUUGUGGUUCGGUUAAUUGUACGUAGCGACUUCCCCCAAGCUUUGGCAUUGCGUGUGUCGUGCCAUAUUGUAUCUAGCCUUUAUCUUGUCCGAUCGAGCCUGUGCUUUGCUGAGGAGAUAAGAAGGGCUCUGACCAGGAAAAUGGGGCAGAAUACCGGAGCGAAAUAGUUCUGCAUUUUUAUCAACCUCUUGUACUUCACCCAUUGGGCGCCAUUUUGAAUUUCAUCCAAGCGAAACGUGACGUCACACUGGCAGUGAUGAUUCAACAAUGUUUAACUUGGAGACGCCCUCUCCCUCCUGGCUCUGACGAUACUCUUGUUCUAUUCCCACGUUGGAGGGGGAAUAACCUGGUUGCGUUACAUUCUACACUUGGUAACUCUUAGGGGCGAAAAAAUUAAAGCCUUGCCCACAAUACAGGAUCUUGGUACCUCUUAGGGGUUCUUUUCAAAAUUUUCGACGAGCACACACGUCUUUUUUUAUACG